GCGCACGAUGCCCAGUCACCGCCGCGCCGCCGCCGCCGCCACCACCGCCACCACCGCCGCAGUCAGCCGCGCCACCGCCGCCACCGCAGCGCGGCCGGCCGCGGGCUGAGAGACCCGAGCGUGGCGAGGACGCCGCCGGCAAGCCGCGCGCGCAGCAGCAGCCUCCCGCCCGGUGCGCCGAGCCCCCGGAGCAGCCCGCUUCCAAGCCGAGGCCGCGUAGCCAACCUGCGGCCGCGGUCCCGCGCGCGCGCGCGCGCACAAAGGCUCCGACGGCGCCCGGCGCCCGCGGUGGCCUCGCGCGCGCCCUAGCUAAGCCCGGGGCACCAUGCCGCGGCGCCUGCAGCAGCGGGGCGCCGGCGUGAAGGGACCGCCGGCCUCGACCUCCCGGCGCUCGCAUCCCGCCUCCGCCUCCGCCCCCCGGAGCCCGCCGGCGGCCACGACCAAGCCGCUGCUGCGCUGGGACGAGGUGCCCGAUGACUUCGUGGAGUGCUUCAUCCUGUCCGGCUACCGGCGGCUGCCGUGCACCGCGCAAGAGUGCCUGGCCUCGGUGCUGAAGCCCACCAAUGAGACGCUCAACUUCUGGACGCACUUCAUCCCGCUGCUGCUGUUCCUCAGUAAGUUCUGCCGCCUCUUCUUCCUGGGCGGCAGCGAUGUGCCCUUCCACCACCCCUGGCUGCUGCCGCUGUGGUGCUAUGCGUCGGGGGUGCUGCUGACCUUCGCCAUGAGCUGCACGGCGCACGUGUUCAGCUGCCUGUCGCUGCGCCUGCGCGCCGCCUUCUUCUACCUGGACUACGCUUCCAUCAGCUACUAUGGCUUCGGCAGCACCGUGGCCUACUACUACUACCUGCUGCCCAGCCUGAGCCUGCUGGACGCCAGGGUCAUGACGCCGUAUGUGCAGCAGCGCCUGGGCUGGCACGUGGACUGCACCCGCCUCAUCGCGGUCUACCGCGCGCUCGUGCUGCCCGUGGCCUUCGUGCUGGCUGUGGCCUGCACCGUGGCUUGCUGUAAGAGCCGCACCGACUGGUGCUCCUACCCGUUCGCCCUGCGCACCUUCGUCUUCGUCAUGCCGCUCAGCAUGGCCUGCCCCAUUAUGCUAGAGAGCUGGCUCUUCGACCUGCGAGGCGAGAACCCCACACUCUUCGUGCACUUCUACCGCCGCUACUUCUGGCUGGUGGUGGCCGCCUUCUUCAACGUGAGCAAGAUCCCUGAGCGCAUCCAGCCGGGUCUCUUCGACAUCAUUGGCCACAGCCAUCAGCUCUUCCACAUCUUCACUUUCCUCAGCAUCUAUGACCAGGUGUACUACGUGGAAGAGGGCCUGCGCCAGUUCCUCCAGGCACCCCCUGCCGCGCCCACCUUCUCGGGCACAGUGGGCUACAUGCUGCUGCUGGUGGUUUGCCUGGGACUAGUCAUCAGGAAGUUCCUGAACAGCACCGAAUUCUGCAGUAAAAAGUGAGCCUCCACCCCCGGAGGAGGCUAUGGUUUGCCCACCGGUUUGCGUGGAGUUUCUGUUGUUGUUGUUGUUAUUGUUGGUUUGUUUUCAAGUUUUGUUGUUUCCUUCUUUGCUGGAAGAGGGUGCUGCAGGCCACUAGGGAAAGGUUCCCUGACAGUUGGGGAAUCCCAAGUCCACUGGCCUUUAGAAGAGGGAGAUGGGAGGUGAAACAGAAGGAAGAGGGCCUCCGGGAAGAAAAUUAGGGACUGUCUAUGAUAUCCAGGGAUUUUUGCAAAGACAGUGAGGAUUGUGAUUACAGAUAGAGCCCCAAGCAGUUGGCUUUUCUAACAGUCUUCUGUGUCCCUUAGUGAAGGCAGGUAUGCAGUGAAGAGGAUAAACACAAACCCCUGGCUGCUUCUGAGGUCUAGCAAUGCUUGGAUUUGUCGAAAGAAUGGAGCUUUCUCUGUUGGGAAAUGGGCACAAAGACACAAACCCGGGGCUUAACCCGCUAGACAAUGCAUGGAAUGUGAACACAAGUUAAUUAUUUCAAAAUGUGUAUCAGAUGUUAUUUAAAUGAUAAUAUAUUCAAUGAUUUUUUUCAUAAUUUAUCGAAGCCUGUGAGAUGCACUGGAUUUCCUUUGUCACAUAGUUUUGAUUUUUGCAGCCUUCUGCAUUGCACACGUGAACUGGACCUUAGGGCAAGCUGCUUGAGAGAGUUCUCGACUACAUUUUUAAACAGUGUUCUGUGAAGGCCUGUGAGUGUCAUGAUAAAACUGUGAAUGACUACAUAGGGACUCUGAUUAGACUAUUGGUUAGGCUCCUGUGGUUUGUAUAGGUCUCCAAUUCCUACUUACUUUGAUGUAUUCCACAAAACCCACCCUGGGUUUUUGUCUCCCCCCCCUCUCUCUUUCUCUCUUUUUUUAUCUGAUUCUUUCCUCUCUACUUACUUAAGUUGCCACUAAAAUAAAUGUGCCUUUUGAAGCAAUGCCCAAAUGACUGGUCCUCAAACGUAGCUUCUUGUACUGGGAGAACAGCAUAUUCUUUUCCCACUUUGCUGCAAAUCAUGGAUGAACAGAACGGAGGGAAGGUGGAGGGUGGGUUUAGGUUUCUAGUGGGGCCAGAAAUAGCUUGAUGGUGUACAGAGUGUUUGGCUUCUGCAAGAGUCAGCCCUCUAACGUGGCUGAGGUUCCUACUGCAGCCACAACGGCUGGGAGGUUAGGACAGCGACACAUGUAUCCUUGCUUCAAUUUUAAAAGGCAGUCAGGAUCAGGAAGUUCUAUUAUGAAAGUCAGAAUCUUGUUAUUUAUUACUGAAAUUUUUGAGUUAAGACUACAAUUGCCCAGUUAAACCUCAAAGUCUCAUUUGAAUCCAGGCUGUGGAAAUGAUUGGUAGUCACCCCAAAUCCUUGCAGAGUUAGGGAACAUGUUCCCAGAUUCUUUCUAAUGACCCUAUUGGCCAGUGUUGUUAGACAUUUCUUAUAAAUGUUAACCUGUCAUUAACCUAACAGCAGUAUAUUUAAAUAUUCGCCACACUUCUUGGUAAAAGUCCUUCAGACUAAGAGGCAACUAAGAAUGGGGAGCAUUGGCUUAGUGGUGUAAUUGAAGACAAGCACAUGGGGUCUAUGAACACUUACCUCAGUCCUGGUAAGAUGGUGCUCCUGAAAAGAUUAGUGUUUUGUCUAUGCUUUUAAUUGCUAUUGUAUUUGUAAAUAGAGAACCUUGGCACAAUUCCCUGGAGGAACCAAUGCCCUGAGUGUGUUCACUUGCACACAGAAGUUAAAUGUGUGUGUGUGUGAGAGAGAGGGGGGACGGGAUGUAUUGAAUUUAGGACUUCUUAAUAGGAUUUUAAAUUUUACUUUGCAUGACUCCUGAUGAAUGUCAAUGUCUUAUCCUUUGCAAAAUGCCAGGAGAUUUCUGUGUGUUUACAGAAGUUGAUAGUGUGCUUACUACCAGUGCUGUUACUCAGUGAAGCCGAAUCCAGCACUUAUAUCCGGGGAUAACUGUAGACAUCAGGAUGUAUCCACGUACACUUUCUUGCAUGCUGCUGUUACUUCUUGUAGAGUCUCAAAGAAUGUUCAUUCAUAAACUAAAGAAACAGCUUAAGGGAUAUUAUGUAGGAUUUUUGUUGUUAUGGUUGUUGAAUUGGGACACCCCCUCUGGAAGGAACUCUCAAGAGAGAGACAUCUGGAAGAAUCCAUGAACGUGAGAACAGGCACUAACACCCAGAGUUUGUCACUUUAGGUUUUUGUUGGAGAUCUUCCGGGUCCUCUCUAGCUGUGUGUCUUUGUCUUUAAGCAGAGGCCACUUGAGGAUAAAAAUCAUACCCGGAUCGUUUUCAAGUGAUUAUGAUGCACGAGCCAGUGAGAUGACCCGCUUUCCCAGGCAAGAUCUCCCCACACAGCAUGCUCCAGGAAAAAGGAGGCUUCACCUCCCCUCUCCUCCUGACAUCUCCUCCCCUCCACCCCAUCCCCACCCCCAUCCCUGGCUCUGCACCACUAGCAUUAGGGAUGGGACAUUCUAAUUGAAAAGAGGAUUGGCUUCCCUUCCUGUUCCCAGAUACACCACAUACACCAUUCCCGAUCAGAGAUGCUUUAACCACACGUUCAUGGCUCUGAACUAUGUUAUUUCUGUUAAGGCAGAUAAUGCCAUUUUAGAGCAAAUAUUUACUCAGUCUAUUUGCACAGAGCUAACGGGGCUUAUUACACAUUUCAGGAGUAAUGUAGCCGUCAGAAUAAAACUCUAAAAUAAUACUUUUCCACCUUCUCCAUUUCACCACAUCCACUAGGUUUGAUUGCAUUUAACAGUUCAAAAUACAUGACAAAUUAUACAUAAGGAUUCGCUAUCUUCAUACAAUCUAUUCGGCAGUAAAAUUUUGAAACAUAUUAUAAAACCCAAUUUCCUUUUCAUUUGUAGCCAUAACCUAGGUGGCAUCUCCAGGAGCAGCCCCCUCGGAAGGGUGCCUGGGAAAUGAGUGAUGUCUGUGCCCAUUGCUCCGUGAGUUGCUUCUAGGGCUGGCUAAGGCUCAGGUUCAGUUGGCUACAGGGAGACCCUUUCUCCUUUCUCAGCUUGCCACUCAGGUGAAGAAGAUGACCUUCCCAGAGAGAGGAAGUACAGACUCCUUCAUGUCAUGACUGGCUUGUAAAAAUAAACAUGAUCUUUUUCCACUGGCCAUACACGUUCCAUAAAUAGCCCAGGGAGAAAGUACGGGGCUACAUAACUGUCCAGAGUGGCCUUAGACUGCUUCCAUUCAUAAACCCCACUGUAAGUGCUCACAGUCAGAAAACCACGUAGCCUAAUCUGAUGGGCAACUUUAUAUAUGGGGGAACUAUUGCUAAGAAUAUCAAACUGGUAAGUUUUUCUGAUUGAGUGAUGGGUCUGAGGGGCUGACAGCAACAAGCCAGGGGUUUUAACCUUCCACUCCCCCAGCUAGUAUAUCUGCUCAAAGCUAUAGUCGACAGGUAUGGUUGAAGUUGCUUUUUAAGGGUUUUAUCAUUGGCUGAAGGUGACAGAAUUCAGUCUUCAAACUGAUAGUGAAAGCAGGGACAGCUGUGUGCUCAGCUGUGUCUAUUACUCUGCAGGACUAUGUUGCAUGGUCAAGUAUACAGAUGCUGAUUGGAUAUAUUGUGUGUAAUCAUGGAUAAGAUAUCCUUUAAUUGAAUACAUCUAUUCAGUUUUAAAAUAGAUCAAAAUAAGAGACGGGAACCUUUAAAAUUAGAUUAUAGGAUCUUAAAAUGUCACCAGCCACCGAGAUGAUUUCUGUCACCUUGUUCUUUAUCCAUUAAGUUUGCCAUUGCUGAUUGACUCCGUUAGGCUCCUUUGGCUGAUGCCUACCUAGUCUUCAAUGUGAUCUUCCUAGUGCUUACUGAACAUUUACUCUACGUAAGGCACUAAGCAACGAUCCAUGUAUCCAUCCACGUAAUUGCCUUUUGGUCUUACAGCAGAGCAGAGUAGAAGUUUGAGUUUUUUCUCCUGUUGGUAUAAGAUCAGUCUCGCACAGUAAUAGACCCACAGCGUUUUACUUUUCUCCUUAGCUUAAAGCUUUUUUUAAAAUUUAAUUUACAAUUCAGGUAUAAGAAGAGUGUGUCUAUGAACAGAGUUUAAUGUUUUAUCAUCAUGGUAAUGACAGUAGUAACGAUGAACUGCUGGAAGGUUAUGGCGUCCACAUCAUUUCGAAGAGUGGUUUGCUCAGAGUGCCUACAACAGACAGUGUAGUGAAGUCAAAGCAAGAUUCCACUCAGGCAGGUGUUUGGAGAGUUUAGCUUAUGCUUAACUCUCCAAAAAUCUUCUGGCCUUUGCCUGCCCUCUUCUUAGAUCCUUCCAUUAUAACGAGAGAGAGAGAGAAUUGGAUUCAGACAGCCAACGUGGAACAGCUGCUCAACUCCGGACAGUGUUACCUGAUUUUAAGUUCUGUCCCUAGAAAAGCUUUCGGACUCUGAGGGUGUCCGUGCUCAAACAGGUGGCAAGGGAUUCUAUUUGGCAUCCUAACACCACCCUGCAGCUUUUGACGGCAGCUCUGCGUGCCGUGGGAUAUUUUGAGUAGUACAUUUAUCCUGUGGCUUAAUUUGUUUCCAUAAAAUUAGGGCAUAGGUCAAAAAGGCAUUAGAGGCUAAUUGUGAAGGACAUUUUAAGUCAUUUUCUUAAAGGAUUGUCAGCAUUUGUUGACAUGUACUGCCAGACAAAAGCAAAGGAGCCUAGACCCCUGGGAAAGGAAGCCCCAGAUGGCUGAAACCGGCAUUGUAGCCAUUCCUUUAGGAGGGGCCACAGGCCUUCCUACUGAAGUGUUGAGGUCUUUGAUAUUGUCAAUAAUUUUUUUCUUAAUUACAAAAUGACUAUCAGUACUUAGUAAUCAAAAAAACCUAACAUAAAUUCCUGUUACUUCUCAGAGAACAAAUGUAUUGCAUUUCUAGUUUGUGGAUUUCUCACGAAUUUGUAGGGUUUUUUUUUUUCUUUUCUUUCCUUUUCUCUUUCUUUCCUUUCCUUUUCUUUUCUUUUACUUUAUUUUAUUUUUUGUGGUAGCUUCUUACACAGUCUGUGAGCAAGCUUCAGAACUGGCUAGUUAAGUUAUAGGUGGGGACCCCAAGUGCUCACUUAGCUAGUCAUAGUGGCAGGGUGGGACACACACCUGUAUGCAACAACCCGCAGUUACUAUUUGGUGCAGGAGGAGAGCAGCCCCUUCUUUAAGCUUUUAGAAGUACCUGUCCCCCACCCUGUGUUAAGCUUCGGAAUGUAACAGAGACGCUUUAAUGCUUUUUGUUCCAAACAUGACAUUUCCCAAGGAAAUAUCUUGAGUGUACAAUUCCAUUCUCGAAUGUGGAAAAGUGGCAGGCCACCUUCCCCACGCCUUACAGUUCCACCCCAAAUAUGCAGUAAGCACGCGCAGUGAAGGCCGGGUCGGGAGGAGCCUUCGGAUGGUUAUUUAGCCGUGCAGUAAAGACCCUGCUUCUCCUGGCUCACCACCACUCCGAGGUGGGCAGGACACCACGGCAGUGAACCCUGCUUCUGGGUGAAGUACAGGGACACACUUCGCUUCUUUCACUUCUUCUUUUGGUUCCAUCUCUAUUUAAAAAGUAUAGUCUUUUUUUUUUUAACUUGCUGGAUGUGGAAAAAAAUGCAUGGUAAAAAAAAAAUUUAAAGACAUAUUUUAAUUUUAUAUUUCAAAGGUUUGUAAUAGCAGUUUGUUUGUUAAAAACAGGCCUUAGCACAUGGAUGAGAACCAGGGCUUUUUCAAAAGCCUCAUCUUUGAGCUCUUACCCAAAUGAUAAAGACCUCUUGGAUCUUUCAAACUGUAAAUAUUGUGUAGUUUAAAAAAAAAAAAAGGCUAACUUCUUUUUUAAGAAAAAAAAAAAAGGCAUCAGAUAGAUUCUAGGUGCGUAACAAAGCUAAACUUUUAUAAGAUUCUGCUUAGAAACUUUCAAUGAAUUCCCUCUCUUGGGAAGGCCCAGCAGAAAAAGUCUGUUUCUGCCACGUUGGUGUACUUUCCUGGGGCCACGAGGAAAAUCAUUCUAACCAAGCCUCUGAGUACCUGGGCAAUAAUGUGAGGCACAUUUCCCUGGCUGGAGUGUCACCAUAGCAACCAUAGAGACAGCGGGAUGCUCAGCCUGGGCAUGUGUUUCUUCUACAAGGAAGUCAUGAGCCCAAUGUACUGUUGCCUAGACAGGAAAGCUUUCCUCUGGGGGCUGUGGGGAGGAUUCUGUUGCGGUUCUUCCUUUUGCUUAGGCAUGUGGUAGCCCUGAAUUUGAAUCUUCAUCUCAGCUCUCCCCAAGCCAUUCCAGCCACCGUUGAAGCCUUUACUCUCCACAAAACCAGCCUUGAAGACAACAGGUUCCUAAAAGGAUUCCCAGUGUGCUUAGGCAUCCAGCCAUCUGCCUUACAAGGGUAUUGUUGGAGGGACUGUCUGUCUUCCCGUGCUUGGAGCAGAGGCAGGGGGCGGGGGUUAAGACAUCAAAUGGAAAGGUUUCAUGUGUAGGGUUUAGAGCUCAUGAAAUGGUGAUAAUAGAGGAAGAUGGGAGGAAAGAAGAACGCAGGCAUAAACAAGUUUUUCCACUGCUUGCUAAAUCAAUUCUUCUUUGGCCACCUUGACUCCAGUCCUUACCCUAAGAACUGACUUAGCUAGAGAGGCAUUCCCUCUCAGGAUGUGAAAACCUCCAGCCUGGACUGUAAGGUGCCUUCAAGUCCAUGGCGUAUUCGGACGGAAGAGCCUUACUUCAUCGUAAUUGCAGAUUUCCAGAAAAAUGAAGUAAAAUCAUCUAUAGAAGCAGGCAUCAUCCGGGCCAAUUCUGUGCAUGUGACUGAACAAAUUGCCUUUCAUGUCUGUUGUACAUUUUGCUAUGAUUUUACUUUUCUGAGACAUUCGUUUUCUCCUGUCUUGAACAUGAAAAAAAAAAAAAGAAUCUAAAAAUGAUAAACUAUGCAUUUUUGCUGAAAAACAAAUGUAUGAACUAAUAAAUGAUUUGUAAGCACA
Mus musculus (house mouse) is the source of this 8389-nucleotide messenger RNA. It is a transcript of the gene Paqr9, whose product is annotated as progestin and adipoQ receptor family member IX. Bases 326 to 1453 code for a protein of 375 amino acids. Gene Ontology annotation, cellular component: membrane; plasma membrane. Lineage: Eukaryota; Metazoa; Chordata; Mammalia; Rodentia; Muridae. The transcript has a single exon. The record is from RefSeq and is marked validated.